Messenger RNA from Lucilia cuprina (Australian sheep blowfly), 2708 nucleotides. RefSeq names its product phospholipase A-2-activating protein (gene Plap). The record is from RefSeq and is a predicted model, not a curated record. Gene Ontology annotation, molecular function: ubiquitin binding. NCBI's taxonomy places the organism in Eukaryota, Metazoa, Arthropoda, Insecta, Diptera, Calliphoridae. Bases 140 to 2554 code for a protein of 804 amino acids. The transcript is spliced from 6 exons. Gene Ontology annotation, biological process: ubiquitin recycling; proteasome-mediated ubiquitin-dependent protein catabolic process. Gene Ontology annotation, cellular component: cytoplasm; nucleus.
AAAAAGAUUUUGUGUUUUUUGUUAAAUUUUGCAAAUUAAACAAAUUGUUUAUAUUAAUUUUUAUAACAAAAAAUUAAAGAUUGUAUUAUUAUUACUUCGACCAGCCGAAAGUUAAGCAAUUAAUAAAAAUUAAUUCAAAAUGUCUUUUACACUAGACAAUUACAAAUUAAGCUGUGAGCUUUUAGGUCACAGUAUGGAUGUACGUUCCAUAGCCACCGGAGCUACGCUGGCGGAAGGUGGUCAAAUGAUUAUUUCGGGUUCUAGAGAUAAAACGACCAAAUUGUGGAAACCUUUAGAUGAAGGCUACAUUGAAGCGGUUACACUGCAGGAUCAUAAAAACUUUGUAGCCUGUGUAUAUUACUGUGAACGUCAACGUUGGUUGUGUACGGGCAGUAAUGACGCCACUGUGUGCAUAUAUCAGGAGAAUAGCUUAUUACCCAUUUUAACCUUAAAAGGCCACGAGUCCACAGUCUGCUCCAUAGCAUCUGGUGUUGAACCUCAGAAUCUUAUUACCGGCAGUUGGGAUAAAACGGCACGUAUUUGGUCAAUUGAUCAAGAUGGUGGUAUUACUUUUGUAGAACUAAAAGGACAUGAAGCCGCCGUUUGGGCAGUGGCUUCAAUGCCAGAGAGUAAGAAGUAUAUAACAGGUUCAGCCGACAAGAAUAUAUUUUACUGGAAUAUCAAAGGCGAAAAGUUACGUAUGCUCAAAGGACACACUGAUUGCGUUAGAGGCAUAUUGCCCCUAAGCAAUGGUGGCCUAAUAUCAUGUGCCAAUGAUGCCAUUAUACGUGUGUGGAAUGAAGAUGGUGAAUGUGUACAGCAAAUGAGUGGUCAUACCAAUUAUAUUUAUGCUGUAGCUCAACAAAAAGCUUUAGCCCAAGAGUGUAUUGUAUCCUGUGGUGAGGAUAGCUCCUUGCGCAUGUGGAAUAUAAAUACCGGACAAGAAGUGGGAGCUGCUCUAAUACAUCCAGCUCAAUCUGUGUGGUCUGUAACAUGUUUAAGUAAUGGUGACAUUGCUACGGGCAGCAGUGAUGGUGUGGUAAGAGUAUUUACCAAAGAUCCUCAGCGUAUGGCCAGUGAAGCCGUACUAAAUGCCUAUCAAUUGGCUGUGGAAACUAGAAAGCAGCAAAUGUCCGAAGAACUAGGAGGUGUAAAAAAGACUGACCUGCCAGGACCGGAAGCUUUACUUACCAAUGGCACUCGUGAAGGUCAAACGAAAAUGGUUAGACAUGCUGAUGGUUCGGUUAAAUGUUAUAAUUGGGAAUUAGGUAAAUGGAAUUUAGUAGGUGAUGUUACCGGAGCUUCAGGCGGAUCUCAAGCUUCUUCGGGUAAAUCUUUAUACGAGGGCAAAGAAUAUGACUAUGUAUUCUCUGUGGAUAUAUCGGAUACAGAGCCUCCCUUAAAAUUGCCCUAUAAUCGUGGUGAAGAUCCUUGGCAUUCAGCUCAAGCCUUUAUACAUCGCAACAAUUUACCUCAGGUUUAUUUAGAUCAAGUGGCCAAUUUUAUUAUUAAAAAUUCUAAUAAUGCGCCAGUACAAGUUAACUCUACAACUGGUGCCUACCACGAUCCAUUUACUGGUGGCAAUCGUUAUGUACCCGGUUCGAGCAAUAGCAACUUCCAAUCAAUCGGUAAUGCUGAUCCAUUUACCGGAGGUUCAAGUUACACCACUGCCGCUGCUAAUCAACCAAAAGUCGAUGUCAAUUUUGUUAAAGGUUUACUUUUUAUAUUUUUGUUUAAUAAACUUUAUUUUUAUUCAUAUUGUUUUUCAGGCGAUAAACAUUUUCCCAUAAGCACAUAUUUAACUUUUGAUAAUUGUGAUCCUUCAAAAGUUUUGGAAAAGCUCAAAGAAUUUAACAAUAAACUGCCAGCAACCAACGAAAAAGUAUCUAAUAAUCUAUUAGAAUCUGUAAUAAGAUUAACCGAUGCUGCCCCAGACGUCGAUCAAACUGCUAUUGAAGCUUUGCAGAUACUACUAAGAUGGCCUAGUGAAUUACUAUUCCCCGUUAUCGACAUUGUUCGUCUGGCCGUACGCAGUGAAGCAGUGUUUUCUCUCCUAAAUUCUAUGAAUUUUCUAGAUGCUUUACUUCAACACUUAACCACUUCAGUUCCCAAUCAGUUAAUGAUUAUACGUUGUUUGGCCAAUAUAAUGAAACAUGAGGCGGGCAGACAACAGGUUGAUAAACGUUUGGCUCCCCUAAUUGAACACAUUAAUGGCAUAAAAUCAGGAAGCAAUAAUUUACAAAUUGCUAUUGCAACAUUCUAUUUAAAUCUAACCACAACUCAGACCACGUCAGUGGCAAAUGGUGAAAAGUGUCGCAUGGUCACUGAGGGUUUGGUUGAGUUUCUUAAAUGGGCCACCGAUUUGGAGGCCUGUUAUCGUUCCAUGCAGGCUAUAGGUAAUUUAACUACCACACCUUUUGGUCAAGAGGCCUCGGCGUUAGUCAUAUCAGUAGACUAUGUUAUGGACAAACUAAGAGAGUUAACGAAUACACCACAGGCUGGUGUCUAUGCUAAAAUCAAUUCUGCUGGUACAGCAUUAUUAGCAGCAUUCUAAGGGCUGCCAACUAUUUCCAUGAAAAGCUUUUUGAUAUUUUUCAUUUUUUUUUUUUCAAAUAAUCGUUUUAUGCCCAUAUUUAAACAUUAACAUUAUAUUAUAAUCAUCUUAUUAAAUUGGUUUAAUUAAAUAAAAAAAACAAAUAAAAAAUACA